AUGGCAAAUCCUCAACCUGAUAUUCAGAGUAUCCUGGCCGCACUCGCGUCGCAGCGGCCGACAGGGACCCCAACCCAGACACCACCCGGCGCUCCCAACCAGGCAUACCCUCCCCCGCCUGCGUCGGCGCAACCUGCGGCCACAUACCAGCCGCCCCCUCCAAACUCCAGCAGCUAUGGCGCACCUGGCUACAAUGGCCUCCCCGCCCCAUCAUCCAGCGGAAACCUCGACCUGAGCUCGAUUCGACCUGUCAACUCAGGAACUUUGAGUAUUGCUGACGCGAUUGCUCAAGCCAAGGCUUACGCCGCCGAAAAGGGCGUGACAUCCUACGAUCGACCCCUUGUCUAUGCCUCCGAAUCACGAGGACCUGAUCGGGGAUACAACCGCUCAAGGUCACGAUCACCCGUUCGCGAUGAGUUCCGCGAUGGUGUGAAUCCGUACAGAGAUGAGCGACGUGGCGGCGACAGAGGUUCGCAUGGCCGGGGCUAUGGUCGAGAUCGUUCUUAUUCGCCAGGCCCUCGUGGUCGGAACUUCUCCCCUCGGGGAAACAAUGGACGCGAGAGGUCUCCCUUGAGAGGAGGUGACGACAACUCGGAGACCAUUGAGAUCGAUUCAAGCCUUGUAGGCCUCAUCAUCGGUAGACAAGGAGAGAAUCUUAGACGCAUAGAGUCUGAAUCCAACUGCCGAGUCCAGUUUCUGGCCGCUACCGACGGGGGUCCGCAUAGGCUGUGCAAGAUCUCUGGGCCCCGGCACCGUCGUGCUGAAGUGAAGGAUGCCAUUAACCGUAUUAUUGACGAUAGCGGAAUGGGCGCCCUCAACCGCCCCGAAAAGCCUCGCGACCCCAACAAGGGCGGUGCUGCGGCUCUACGCGAAGGGGAGGACCACAUGCAGAUCAUGGUUCCUGAUAGGACUGUUGGUUUGAUCAUUGGACGUGGAGGUGAAACUAUCCGUGACCUUCAAGAGCGAUCCGGCUGCCAUAUCAACAUCGUUGGCGAAUCUAAGAGUGUAAACGGAUUACGGCCUGUGAAUCUCAUCGGCACGCGCGAAGCUGCCGCCCGCGCUAAGGAUUUUAUCAUGGAGAUUGUCGACAGUGACAGUCGAGGUGACGCGCCGCCGCCUGUGAAAAGGUUGGGAGGUGGAGGAGCAGCUCCUGGAAGUCGUCAUGAUGGUUCUCAGAGGGAUGCGGGAGGUUCUGGUGGCCCCGACAAGAUCAAUGAUGCUGUAUAUGUGCCUUCAGAUGCGGUAGGUAUGAUCAUAGGAAAGGGCGGCGAGACGAUCCGGGAGAUGCAGAACACCACCGGAUGCAAGAUCAACGUUGCUCAAUCUUCUGGUCCCGGCGAGACUCAGAGGGAGAUUGCCCUGAUCGGUUCGCGAGAUAGUAUCGCGCGAGCUAAGCUUGCCAUUGACGAGAAGGUGGAUGCAGUGCGCCAGAAAGGCAGUGGCCCCCGUGGUGGUGGUGGUGGUGGUAGUGGCAGUGGCCGUGGACAUCAAGAUCAUGACAGGCCCAGCUACUCUCAAGCGCAAGGCUCUAGUGUCCCUACUAAUCAGCCCCCCCAACCAACUGCAGCUGAUGGAUCCGAUCCCUACGCCCAAUAUGGUGGUUACCAAAACUACCUCGCGCUGUGGUAUCAAUCCUUGAUGUACCAACAACAGCAAGGCGGGCAAGGUGCCCCCCCUUCUGGUGCUCCUGCACCCGGAGCAUAA
This is a messenger RNA of Fusarium subglutinans, 1704 nucleotides long. RefSeq names its product P element somatic inhibitor. NCBI's taxonomy places the organism in Eukaryota, Fungi, Ascomycota, Sordariomycetes, Hypocreales, Nectriaceae. Gene Ontology annotation, biological process: regulation of gene expression. Bases 1 to 1704 code for a protein of 567 amino acids. The record is from RefSeq and is a predicted model, not a curated record. Gene Ontology annotation, cellular component: nucleus; cytoplasm. Gene Ontology annotation, molecular function: mRNA binding. The transcript has 4 exons.